GUUACCUCGCAAAUUCAAGUUACCCGUCUACUUGCAAUCGCGACGCAACUGAGGCAGAUUUGUCAAAUAGGUGGUUCCGCUUACCGUCCCCGCGUCGACGACGCACACUGGCUGCCGGUUUGUACUGUCUGUUCUGAGAGUGACUUGCUAAAGAAUAUUCCGAACAAUCACUCAAUGCUUUUCAUCGUGAUUAGGCUUCUUCAUCGACGCCACUUACUCACGCGUGGGAAUUCAUUGUUUCUGCCACUCGACCAUCAUGACUAUACUCGAUGUCGACGACGGGCUCGUGAAAGUCCCGAUUAUAACCAUACAACCCGCUUUCACCACGGUUAUACAAGAAGUAUGGUCAGGAAUUAUCCCAUCAGAGGAAGUUUGGUUGUCGCGAUACCACCAAGGUUCAGACUCGAUACACGACAGGAUACGUGUCACUCUGGAUGAAGAAGACCGGGAUAAGGUAACCUGGGAAUCACUUCGAGGGAAACUAGAGUUGUCGCGCGAUGACGAAUCUGGCAGUUAUGGUGUCGACUCCGUACGACUCCUGGUUCCCAUCCAGCAUUAUCACUUGGAAGAAACUCCGAAAGCGCGUCGAAUAACCUCACUCGCAAUCUCUCCAGACCAAUCUCAAUUUGCUGUCGGACUGCUCGAUGGAUCCAUCUAUCUAUAUCCCAUCGUUCCACCCCGAACUGCCGUCAAAUAUCCUGAACCACAAGUCGCAGAGGUGCUGCAUAUAAGACAAACAUUGGUUGAAGCUCUAGGGAAGAAAACGGCGCACAAAAGCACGGUCACAUCUCUACGGUUCUUUCCAUCGUCGCGGGUCCUACUGUCAGGUGGUGCAGAUUUUACGAUGAGCAUAUGGCCCGCUGAACCAUUACCACCUUCCUCUAUGUCUCAAAAAACAGCAUCACCGACUCCAGCUCGAACACUCAUGGCCCAUACACGUCCUAUCUCCUCAGUAGCGAUUAACCCCCUUGACCGAGGGAGAACUGUGCUUUCGGGUAGCGCAGAUGGUACGGUUAGAACUUGGAAUGUCAGCAGUGGGAGCGAAGUCGUAGACAGGAGGAUCAGGCAUGGUGGCAGUGGGUUAUCAGCAAUGGUUUUAGACCCUGAAGCAGAGACGCUUUAUUGCGCACUCCAGGACGGCUCCUUCGAGAUUUUUGCCCUCCAACUAUCUUCGGCGGAUCAAUCAGCCUCCAACCAGAAUGUCCCUGACGAGAAUACCACUGCCCCUCCUAACCAGCCUCUCUUCAAAUCCGGUCGGUCUAUUGGAGGAGCUUUGACUUCUAUCGCGGUUUCUUCCAAAUCCGAUUCGACGCCUAGACUUCUAGCUACAGGAACGGUGAACGGGAUUGUCAGCAUCUACCUCAUCGAUGGAGAGCUUCCGACUCAUCUGGUAUCUUUCAAAAGGAACGGCGCAAACAUCGAGGCCCUCUCUUUCCUCCCACAUCCAAUAUCCAACCAAUCCUCGCUUUCACUCGGAUUAGCUGUAGCCACGUCAGAUGGAUUGCCUUGGAUUGCUGCGAUCUCCGUAGACAUAGCAACGAAAGUGGCUACGGUGACGCCCUAUGCAGAACUAACGGGUGGGGAGAUUGAUUCGGUUCGAGAUAUUGUUGCAAUCAGUGGGGAGGUUUGGACCGUCUGUGAUGACGGUUUGGUUAGGCGGUAUCUCGUCGCAUGAGGUUGGACGUUCGUUUUUGCGAAUUGGUGGUCAUUUGUGGAUCAAAAAGGCGCAAGAGGGAUACUGUUGUAUCACAUAUAACUUCUAAAUCAUUACAAGCGGGUGUUCUGUAACACGCGAUCAGGCUGUGCGCAGUCAUGCUAAACAGAAAGGGAGGCAGGACAACCCAACUUGCCCAACAUUGAUAUGUUCCACCAAGUCCUGAUAUCUGCUGCCUGGACUAUACUAUCUUCAUUCGAUCGCGCACGUCCUCAGUUAUCAAUCUUGACGGCAAAUACGACGGCGAACCAAACUACAGGCCUGGUCACGAUGUCGAAACCACAUUCUAUUGAAUAUUGCCAUAAAUGACUUCGUUCCACCGCCUAGCACCCCCUCACUUUCCUCGCUGUAUCGUUUGCCAUCACCACAAACAAUCUCUUCGCGAUAUCCCACACAAUACUUACUUGAAGCACACCGCAUAGUCCCUACAAAGAUAGCCUCAUUGCAUCUGUCGUUGGCGGUGGUGCUCUCACAAUUCAAAGCCGUUCACAACAGUUACUUUUGGUUGGUUUCUUGGGCUAUGAUUUCUCCUCAAGCAGUUUCGUCGGGGGCGAUGCAGACGAUUCAAUUCCGUUGCACCGAUUGCCGCUCCAUUCGAGGUCUUAUAAAGUUGGUAGAGGAGCAUGAGCAUGGGACGAGAUCAGUCACUACUGCAUGAUGGGACAAUAAUAGAGCUAAUAGAGCUCGGGCUAACAGAACUUCCAUUUCAGAGUUGCGAUGUCUCUUGCGGUGCUAAUCGCUGAAUACGAUUCUGAAAUCCAUCUUUCAGUUCACCGAAAUCGAGCAGGGUGGACAUCUAUAAGGAAAACGGUGCACCUGACGACUGUGUUCAGUUCAUGGGAACGAUGGAACUGAGUUGGGCUUUGCAAACCGUGAUGUCUCCUCUAGAUCUAUCAGUGUCACGGCAGUGCACAUGUCGCCCCGUUUUCCUCAUCCUUAUACAACCACGAUCACCAUCCGUUCCUUCCUUUCAUACACCAGACUUCCCACCUCACGGUCCACGAAAAUGGAAAUUUUCACUGGUGCAUCUAAAAUCAAGAUUGGCAGAGGAAACUUUUCAAAUGUCGGAGGAGACCAAAUCAACGAUUACACGGUACAUCAAACUAUCAUUCAGACACGAGACAAGAGGACGAAGGUUGGAAGAGGCCUACCAGAACUCUCCGAGUACACCGA
Marasmius oreades (fairy-ring Marasmius) is the source of this 2887-nucleotide messenger RNA. RefSeq lists its product as uncharacterized. Gene Ontology annotation, molecular function: protein binding. Gene Ontology annotation, biological process: DNA-templated DNA replication; rRNA processing. The transcript has 3 exons. Gene Ontology annotation, cellular component: nuclear pre-replicative complex. Lineage: Eukaryota; Fungi; Basidiomycota; Agaricomycetes; Agaricales; Marasmiaceae. The record is from RefSeq and is a predicted model, not a curated record. Bases 257 to 1675 code for a protein of 472 amino acids.